Molecule: messenger RNA, 1518 nt
Organism: Nothobranchius furzeri (turquoise killifish)
Lineage: Eukaryota; Metazoa; Chordata; Actinopteri; Cyprinodontiformes; Nothobranchiidae
Gene: pdcd6
Product: programmed cell death 6
Molecular function (GO): calcium ion binding
Source: RefSeq, a predicted model, not a curated record
CCACGCCCCCGUGCGCGCGGAGGAGGCAGGCAUUUUUAAGGUCGGGUGGUGAAGUGUGAGUGAAGCAGCUGAGAGAAACUACAGCCGCAGCAGAAAAAGGACAGUCGGUGUACUUGUUUGUAGUUUUAUUCCAGGACGGAGCACACCUUUUUAUCUUUAAAACAUGGCGUAUCACAGUCCGUACAGAGCUCACCCGCAAGGCAACCCUCCUGUGGACCAGAGUUUCCUGUGGAAUAUCUUCCAGAGGGUCGACAAGGACCGCAGUGGAGUGAUCUCGGACUCGGAGCUUCAGCAGGCCCUAUCCAACGGCACAUGGACUCCUUUCAACCCGGUGACGGUGCGCUCCAUCAUAGCCAUGUUUGACAAGGAAAACAAAGGUGGUGUGAACUUCAAUGAGUUCGCUGGCGUGUGGAAGUACAUCACGGACUGGCAGAACAUCUUCAGGAACUUCGACAGGGACAACUCGGGCUUCAUCGACAGAAACGAGCUCAAACAGGCUAUGACGGGAUUUGGCUAUCGUCUAUCAGACCAGUUCUACGGCACUCUGAUAGAGAAGUUCGACCGCCAGAGGAAGGGACAGGUGGCUUUUGAUGACUUCAUCCAAUGCUGUAUUGUAUUACAGAGGUUGACUGAUGUGUUCAGGCGGUACGACACAGACCAGGAUGGCUGGAUCCAGGUUUCAUAUGAACAGUAUCUUUCCAUGGUCUUUAACGUCGUAUAACACACAUGAAGACCACAGAAGAGCACAACUGGACACAACUGUGCCAAAGCUCCUGGCACCCUCCACAUGUCUGCCAUAGUGGACUCUACAACAUUUUCUAAAGCCUACUUUUAGCCCUAUUUGGGCAACUUAAUAUGAAUUUAUGAUUUUGAGGCAAGAAAAAAAAUCAAAUGCUUGAUGUAUGUCUUGUAGUGUUUUUUUUAAUGAAUCUGAACAAAGUCUAUGUUGGGGGACUAUGGGUUGGCAAAGAACUGGACACAUAGUCUUUCUGUCAGUCUUGUCUGUUAAUGUUAAAAUUUUAAUGUCUCAACUAUGGAAAGAUUUAUUUCUGUAGAAAAUAAAAAUGCUUUGUAAAUAUGAUGGAAAAUGCAUUGCAUGCUUUUCAGGGAAACUUAGCCCCACGUUGAAGCAUGUGUUCCCUUUCUCCUGACUUUCUCUGGCCUCUUAACUCAAAGCCAUGUUUACAGACACUGUGAAAGCAGGUGCCGCUCUGCUUUGGGAUUCACUAACAUGCCAGCGUACACGCCAUAUUUGUUUAAACAUAUUUUUAACGGCAGGUAUUUAAAAAUAGAACCUAAUCUUUGGUAGAAGGUCAGCAUAUUGCCUUUAGUUUGGCUUAUUUUCUGUGCUUGAUGCCUUAACAUGUAAAACUGGGGGAAAGAAAAGAAAAUCUUGUAUUAAAGAGUCACCUGGUGUUGGGAUUGCACUCAUAAGACAACAGCUUUGACUGGUGGAGAAGUGUUCAAAUCUGUUUUAUGUUCCAAAAGCCUACAAUAAAAACGCUUAUUGCAAGUAAA